Molecule: messenger RNA, 1077 nt
Organism: Daldinia childiae
Lineage: Eukaryota; Fungi; Ascomycota; Sordariomycetes; Xylariales; Hypoxylaceae
Product: Uracil-DNA glycosylase
Exons: 2
Coding region: 1-1077 (358 amino acids)
Biological process (GO): base-excision repair; base-excision repair, AP site formation via deaminated base removal
Cellular component (GO): mitochondrion; nucleus
Molecular function (GO): uracil DNA N-glycosylase activity
Source: RefSeq, a predicted model, not a curated record
AUGUCUUCCACAAAGCGUAAGAGCGAAGGUCUCACAUCCGGCGACGCCAAUAAGAAGCCCAAGGUGAACGCGAGCAUAACAUCGUUCUUCGGUGCACCUAAGAGCUCGCCCGCCUCGUCCCCCGCGAAAUUUGGUGCGGGCCCCGAAUCGGCGCCCCUCAAAUUCGACAAGGACAAGUGGGUCGCGGGCCUAACGCUAGAGCAGAAGCGCCACCUCCAGCUUGAGAUCCAGACCUUGGAUCCCAGCUGGCUGGUUCACCUCAGAGAAGAGAUUACAUCUCCCGAUUUCAUCGAGCUCAAGAAGUUCCUCGAGAGCGAGGUUAAGGCCAAUAAGAAGGUGUUCCCACCUAGGGAAGAUGUCUACUCAUGGUCUCGCCACACACCCUUCAACACAGUCAAGUGCGUGAUCCUAGGUCAAGACCCCUAUCACAAUGUCAACCAAGCGCACGGUCUAGCCUUUUCCGUCCGCCCUCCAACCAAGGCUCCCCCUUCUCUCAAAAACAUGUACAUCGCGUUGAAGAAGGACUACCCGGAUUUCGUGCCCCCGCCCAACGGUGGUGGUCUGUUAACCCCCUGGGCGGAGCGCGGUGUUCUCAUGAUCAAUACAUGUCUUACUGUGCGCGCGCACGAGGCUAACUCCCACGCGAACCGUGGCUGGGAGCGCUUCACGCAGAAAGUCAUUGACUUGGUGGCGCAGAAGCGUACUCAUGGUGUUGUAUUCCUAGCCUGGGGCAUCCCCGCCGCGAAGCGAGUUACUAAAGUUGAUACCAAGCGCCACCUUGUGCUGAAAAGUGUGCACCCGAGCCCGCUGAGCGCGUCAAGGGGGUUCUACGACUGCGGACAUUUCAAGCAGGCUAAUGAGUGGCUUGCGAAUAGAUAUGGUGCGGACGGCGUUAUCGAUUGGAAUCUUAAUCCAUGCGAGAAGAAACCAGAGGAAGCGAAAAAAGAAGUUUCGCCGCCUGUUGUAGCUGUAGGAAAAGUGGAUGAGGAGAAGGGUGAGGAGAGUAAAAUCCUUCAGGAGGAGGGUGAAGAGGGCAAAGAAGAUAAACUAACGGGAAGUGAUGCUGAAUCAAAGUGA